AUGCUGAACAGCGUGUUUGGGUGGGUCAUGAUUGGUCCCACCUUUCCUCAGAAUCCUGCAUCUCCGACCGAUUGCACCGCCGCGUCCACAAUCGUCUGCAUGGCAUCCCUGGAGGAGUCUCUCGAACGCUUUUGGAAGCUGGAAGAGUUAAGCGUCAAUGAUUCGUACUCACCUGAUGAGCGGCGAUGCGAAACAUUGUAUAAAGAAACCACUCAGCGCGACGAGUCGGGUCGCUAUAUUGUACGAUUGCCCAAACAGACCGACUUCACGGAAAAGCUUGGCCUGUCUAAAACUACCGCUUUGAGACGCUUCGAGCUGCUGGAGAGGAGGCUAGAACGCAACCCACAGCUCAAGGAAGACUAUCAUGCCUUCAUGAAGGAGUAUUUGGAGCUGAGGCACAUGUCGCUCAUGAACAAAGAUAGUGGGGAUGAACGGGCGUACUACCUACCGCACCAUCCCGUAUUUAAAGCCUCCAGUACCACCACGAAAGUAAGGGUCGUGUUCGACGGAUCUGCAAAGACAAGCACCGGUUAUUCCUUGAAUGACAUUCUAUGUGUUGGUCCAAUCGUGCAGGACGAGCUGCUUGAUAUUGUGUUGCGAUUCCGUACCUACCAAAUAUCACUUGUGGGAGAUAUAGCUAAAAUGUACCGACAAAUAUUGCUGCAUUCUGAUGAUCGUCGAUUGGUGCGCAUAUUUUUUCGAUUUUCGCCGCAAGCUCCGAUCCAAGUAUAUGAGCUCAACACCGUUACAUACGGACUAGCACCUUCCUCGUUUCUGGCUACACGCACACUUAUACAACUAGCAGAUGAUGAAGGGACUGAGUAUGCGCUUGCACCUGCAGCCCUGAAACGAAACUUUUACGUGGACGACUUCAUUGGUGGUGCCAAUAACGUUCGCGAAGCUGUUCAGCUGCGUAAGGAGUUAUCAGCGCUACUUGCCAAAGGUGGGUUUGAGUUGCGCAAGUGGACCUCAAACAAUCUGAGCGUACUCUCCGGCUUAAGCACCGAGUAUAUCGGCACACACUCAUCACUGCAUUUUAUACCCAACGAGACGGUCAAAGCACUCGGCAUCUCGUGGAAGCCUGAAUCGGAUGAGCUGUGUUUUGAAUCCAACACUGAGGCUGAUGAAGCCACGUCGACCAAGCGAUCUAUUUUGUCGAGCAUUGCCAAAAUGUACGAUCCGCUCGGAUUGAUAGCACCGGUGAUCGUGCGUGCUAAGAUGCUGAUGCAGGAGCUAUGGCUACUCAAAUCCGGCUGGGAUGAACCUGUUCCUAAUCACAUCUGUAAAAAAUGGAAGGCGAUUCAGAGCGACUGGAAAAUGUUAUCCGAGUACAGGACUAACCGUUACGCUCUCUUACCAGAUGCAACAGAUGAAUUUCGCACAUUUACCGAUGCUUCGGAGGCCGCCUACGGAGCAUGUGUCUACGCUCGUUGUGAAAACGCGGCGGGAGAAGUCCGCAUCAGCCUAUUAGCUUCGAAGUCUCGAGUGGCACCACUGAAGCGCGUCACGUUGCCGAGGCUUGAACUAAGCGCGGCUGUCCUGGGCGCCCAUCUGCAUUAUCGCAUCAAGGAGGCAAUGCAGAUCGUGUGCGCCGAAUCGUUUUUCUGGUCCGACUCAACAGUGACGCUAAAAUGGAUUGCGACACCUUCCAACUCCUGGAAGACGUUCUUGGCAAAUCGAGUAGCUGAGGUGCAACACUACUCUCAUCCAAGGCAAUGGAGGCACGUUCCUGGCACAUCCAAUCCUGCUGACUUGGUUUCCCGAGGCAUGUCGGCAGCACACUUCACGCAGAAUCAGCUUUGGAAUAAUGGUCCAGAUUGGCUUGUGCAACCUUCGUCCCAUUGGCCCAGCUCAGAUCCAGAACCAAGCGAUGAGGCGGACCUAGAAACACGCCAGAAUGGUACGCAUCAUUGCAUACUGCAUACGGUUUGUGCGCAACACCAAGCAGAAGGCGCGAUCCCAGCGACCGAUACCGCACACCAACGCAUCCAAGACGAUCACGCCCAAAAGAAGUAA
Molecule: messenger RNA, 2016 nt
Organism: Anopheles arabiensis
Lineage: Eukaryota; Metazoa; Arthropoda; Insecta; Diptera; Culicidae
Exons: 3
Coding region: 1-2016 (671 amino acids)
Source: RefSeq, a predicted model, not a curated record